AUGUCAUCUCAGUUUGAAAAAGUAUUACCCAAUGAAAUACUAUUAAUGAUAUUUGAAUAUUUAAAUGUUCAUGAUUUGUUUCAAUCAUUCUACAAUUUGAAUAAAAGAUUUAAUAAUUUAAUCUAUUCAAUGCCUUUAUAUCAUAUUGAUUUGAAUAAUAUUGAACGAAAAUCAACAUUCGAUUAUUAUCAACAUUCAAUAAUACCAAAAAUUCAAUAUCAACAAAAUGAAACAGUAAUUGUUUUAGAUAUUGAUGAUGAUUUAUGUAAUUGUAUUAAAAUUCUCGAUCAAUUAAAACAAAUGAAUUUAAAAUCAUUAAGAAUAAAAAACUUAAAUGAAGAUAAUAUCAAUUAUUUACUAUCAAUAUUACCAAUGUUUACACAAUUAGUAUUCUUACGUAUUCAAUCAAAAGUUAAUUUAAAUUUAAAUCAAUUUGUACAAUUAAUCACCAUACCUUCAUUAAAACAAUUUGAACUUUUGUUUUUAAAUUAUUAUUAUCCUUCAUAUACGUCAAUAAAAUCACAAAUAAUAUUAUCGAAUAUUGAAUAUUUAUGUGUUUAUCGAUAUUUUCAAAUUAAACAAUUUCAAGAAUUACUUCAAUAUUUACCAAAAUUAAAAAAAUUGUUUAUAUAUAUUAUACAUGGUAAUUACUUAAUGCCUAUUAAUAAUAAUCUUCAUCAAUUGGUACCAAAUUUAAACGAUUUACAAUUAUAUGUACAGAAAAUAGGAUUUGAUGAAUUACAAUUAUUAUUACAACCAUUAUCUCAACAAUUAAAACGUUUAGCAAUAUCUUGUUGGUCAUUUGAAUAUAGUAAUGGUAAAAAAUGGGAAAUUUUUCUGAAAUCGUUUUUAUUAUUAAAGCAUUUUCAUUUGGAUAUCACUUUAUACGAGUUACCAUCAAAUUCAAUCAAUAUCAAACAAAUAUUAUCAACAUUUCAAACAAAAUUUUUUUUCAAUGCUCAUUGGUAUUUUGCAAUUGACUAUAAUCCAAAUGUUGACAUCAAAUUUGUUCUUUAUACAUUACCAUGGCCCAUUAAAUAUUUUCAUACAGUCUUAUAUAAUGUAGAAACAUUAUUAACAAUAACAGAUCAAUCAUAUUCAACAAAAAAUGUUCAAAAUUUAUAUAUUCAAUUAUAUAAUCAAGUAUCGAAUUCAACGCCUACAGUUAAUAAAAGUAAUAGUCAACAUUAUUAUUCGAAUGUUGAAUCAUUAAUUUUAAUUAAUCGUUUAUUAAAUAAUAAUGAUCAAUCAUCUCAAAUUAUUGAUGAUUUAUGUCAUAGAAUUGAUUUAACGAAAAUAAAAUCAUUAAAAUUUGAUAAUUUUGAUGAUUUACAAACAACAUCUAUUAUUAAUAUAAUCAAUUUUAUACCUAAUUUAUUAGAAUUAAAAAUUAUUUUUAAACUCUAUUUACAACAUCAAAAUUUAAUAUCAAAUAUAUCAACAAUUCAAACAUUAAUAGUUUAUUUUGAUUCGGAUGAUCUCACUGAAGACAUAUUAGCAAAUUGCUUUUCAUUAUUAUCAAUAAAUAUAAAAAAUCUAAAAUGUAUAACAAAUAAUCAAUAUCAAAUAUUGAAUUUAUUAGAAAUUUUAUAUCAAUUCAAAUUUUUAAAUAUAAAAACAUUAUUAUUAAAAAUUAAUAAUAGAACAGAAAUAGGAAUAUUUACAAAUGAAUUUAUUCAAUUUAUUGAAGAAUUUAUGAUGAAAAUGUCUUUAAAUGAUAAAUAUGAUUUUAUGUAUAAAAUCAAUGAUAAAAAACAAUUAGUCAUAUGAUUAGGUGCAAGAAUAAUCAAACAACAAGAAGAUGAUGAUGAUGAAAAUAUAUAUCCUGACAUAGAUUUCUUGCUCUACGAACUUGAUAAUGUACUUGAUGAUAAUUUAAAAUCGAUUCCAGAAGAGCUUCUUUACAAAUGUCAAAUAGCUCUUGCACUUUGGUCAAUUGAUGGACGUGAAGAUACUGAUUAUCCAUCAUCUACACCUAUAGAUCAUGCAAAUGCUGAUCGUUUAAUAAAUAAAUUUAAACAAACAUAUAUUGACAUAGGUGGUGAUCCAUUUAAUCGAGAAGGUUUUGUACGUGAUGUAUUUACUCUUAAAUAUCAAUGGAUUAUUUCAGCAGUACAAUAUUAUAGAUUUAUCAAUUAUUAUGAUACUGAAUGGAAUCCAGUCAAUAUGUCGAAAUUGUUUGAAUGGAAUGUAUAUCCAAUUGACUUCAUAGAUGGUUUUGCACCAAUGUAUCAUCUUGAACGUAGUUAUACGGAUGAAUUUGGUUAUACUUAUAUGUUAGGACGUAAAAUUCAACUUACUUAUCAUGAAUCAUUGGUGAACUUUGGUGAUUAUUGUCCAUCAUACAUGGAACUUAAAACAUUGAUUAUUGGUGAUAUAACUGGUGAAGCAUCAAUACUUCCUCUUAUUGCUUCUGGUUAUUUAGAAGAAUAA
Messenger RNA from Rotaria sordida, 2433 nucleotides. Lineage: Eukaryota; Metazoa; Rotifera; Eurotatoria; Philodinida; Philodinidae. The record is from the annotation of a GenBank genome assembly.